Cetraspora pellucida is the source of this 413-nucleotide messenger RNA. Lineage: Eukaryota; Fungi; Glomeromycota; Glomeromycetes; Diversisporales; Gigasporaceae. The record is from the annotation of a GenBank genome assembly.
UAGAAUUUAGUAUUAUUAAACAAAGAUAUGCCACAAAAAAAGCGGGUGGUUCUAGUCAAAACGGUCGGGAUUCCCCUGGUAAAAGGCUAGGUUUAAAAAAAUUUGGAGGUGAAUUUGUUGAAAUCGGGAACAUCCUUGUUCGACAACGAGGAACUAAAUAUCAUCCGGGAGAAAAUGUGAUUAUGGGAAGGGAUCACACUUUGCACGCAGGACAACCAGGAUGGGUGCAAUUCUAUAUUGACCCCAAACGUAAGAAAAAAUAUAUUGGAGUUGUAUUAGAUCCAAACGAUAAAUUACCAAGACCGCCUACCGAACCAAGAAGACGUAGAUUUGAUUUGAUAGAUAUUACGCAAUAUCAUGAAGAAUUACGUAAAUCCAGAGAAAUUGCUAUUUCUAAGAAGCAACAAAAAUAA